AUGCUGCAGAAGCAAAAAUGGACUUGGCAGAAGACGAAAUGCUUGGGCGGCCAUGAAGAGAUGAUGUUGGGAGAAGAUCUUGGCCCUGAGGAUGGCACCAGACGGGUUAAAAAGCCAUCCAUCCACCCAGCGUCUGGUCUGGCCCCGGCCAACAGGAAGGAGCAACAACUGUGUCGAUUCUUGCUGGGGUUCCGCCGCAAGGAAGCAACCACGCAUCCAGCAUGGAUGACAACGCGGCUGGCGCACAGAGAAGCUGCCACGCCCGUCAGCACAUUCUGCUGCCCCAACCCGGGCACGCACCGACAACCCUGUGUGGUUGCCCAACCUUGGAAGCCGGCAGACCUUCCGCCGCAGCCAGUGGCGUCAAGUCGCCGGGCAUGGAAGGAGGGUGGUACCGAGCCUGGUGGACAACGGCACGUCGAGAAGAAAGGCACAGUAAAGCCCAUGGAGAUGGAGGAGCCAGGCCCGGAGAAGUUGAUGUGCACUGGUGGAGAAGGUAGCACGUCCAUGAUAUCACGACAGCGUUCUAGACCCACUGAGCCGGAGCUGUUCGAUGCCGCCAAGCCCUCCUCCCUCUUGGGUCCACCCCGAGCUAUCCGCCCUGGGCCGGUUCCUCCUUGA
Messenger RNA from Gaeumannomyces tritici R3-111a-1, 621 nucleotides. RefSeq lists its product as hypothetical. The record is from RefSeq and is a predicted model, not a curated record. The transcript has 2 exons. NCBI's taxonomy places the organism in Eukaryota, Fungi, Ascomycota, Sordariomycetes, Magnaporthales, Magnaporthaceae. Bases 1 to 621 code for a protein of 206 amino acids.